CUAUUAGACCUUUAGGAGUAGUUAAGAAAACGAUGAAUAUUUCUACUGCAAUGGGAACUGCUCAAAGCAUAAUUGCAGCACUUUUUGUCAUCAUCUUGGUAUAUAAAGCAUGGAAAGUAUUGAAGUGGAUAUGGAUUAGCCCAAAGAAACUGGAGAAGUGCCUCAGAAAACAAGGCCUCAAGGGAAAUUCUUACAGGAUAUUUUAUGGAGACAUUAAAGAAGUGUCUAAAAGUCUCAAGGAUGCCAAUUCCAAGCUCAUCAAUCUAUCAGAUGAUGUAGCCCCAAGAAUCAUUCCUUACUAUCUUGAAGUCAUAAAAAAAUAUGGUAAAAGAUGUUUUCUUUGGCAAGGACCAGAUCCGAAAAUAUUAAUAACAGAACCAGAAUUAAUAAAGGAGAUAUUUUCUAAAAAUUAUAUUUAUCAGAAGCCUCAUAGCCCAAAUCCGUUGACCAGGCUGUUGACUCGAGGCAUUGUAUCCCUUGAGGAGCAAAAAUGGACAAAGCACAGAAAGAUAUUAAAUCCUGCCUUUCAUAUGGAGAAGUUAAAGCAUAUGCUGCCAGCUUUUUACUUGAGCUGUAGUGAAAUGCUAAACAAAUGGGAGGAGAUUAUCCCAGUAAAAGGAUCAAAUGAAUUGGAUGUUUGGCCUCAUAUUCAAAGAAUGACUAGUGAUGUGAUUUCUCGCACUGCCUUUGGUAGUAGCUACGAAGAAGGAAGAAGAAUAUUUGAACUUCAAGAAGAACAAGCUGAGUAUUUGAUGAAUUUCUUCAAUUCAGUUUAUUUCCCGGGAUCCAGAUAUUUGCCAACUAAAAUGAAUAAAAGAAUGAAAGAAUGUGAAAAGGAAGUUCGAGAAACAAUUACACGACUAAUUGACAAUAGACUAAAAGCAAAAGAAGCUGGAAAGCCCCUCAAUGAUGACCUAUUGGGUACAUUAUUGGAGUCAAAUUCUAAAGAAGUUGAAGAACAUGGUAACAAAAAAUUUGGAAUGAGUAUUCCUGAAGUAAUUGAAGAGUGCAAAUUAUUCUAUUUUGCUGGUCAAGAGACCACAGCAGUGUUGCUUGUGUGGACAAUGAUUUUGUUAGGGAGAAAUCCAGAGUGGCAAGAACGUGCUAGGGAGGAAGUUUUUCAAGCAUUUGGAAAAAAUAAACCAACUUUUGAUGAAUUAUAUCGCCUGAAAAUUGUGACGAUGAUUUUGUACGAGUCAUUAAGACUAUAUCCACCCAUAUCAACUCGUACUCGAAGGACAAAUGAAGAAACUAAAUUAGGAGAACUUGACUUACCCAAGGGAGCAUUGCUCUUUAUACCGACAAUCUUAUUGCAUCAUGACAAGGAAAUUUGGGGCGAAGACGCAAAGGAGUUCAAUCCAGAGAGAUUUAGUGAAGGGGUGUUGAAAGCAACGAAGGGCCAAAUGACAUAUUUUCCAUUUGGUGCCGGACCCCGAAUAUGCAUUGGACAAAAUUUCGCGAUUUUGGAAGCAAAAAUGGCAAUAGCUAUGGUUCUACAACGCUUCUAUUUUGAGUUAUCUCCAUCUUAUACACAUGCUCCGCACUCUAUGAUAACUUUAAAACCAAAGUAUGGUGCUCCCCUGAAAUUGUAUAGGUUGUACCAGGAGUGUUAAAUGGACGGGUUGGACUGAACUUGAAUGGGUCAAAAUGAGCUGAGGCCCUGUAGUUUUGGUGACUCCUGUGAGAAUAAUAUGCUAUCUAAGAACAUUGCUGUCUAUAAUUGAAUGGCUUUUUUUUCGUCAUGAAUAAACCUUGUAUCUUUCCUA
This is a messenger RNA of Lycium ferocissimum, 1766 nucleotides long. RefSeq names its product cytochrome P450 CYP72A219-like. The record is from RefSeq and is a predicted model, not a curated record. Lineage: Eukaryota; Viridiplantae; Streptophyta; Magnoliopsida; Solanales; Solanaceae. Gene Ontology annotation, molecular function: monooxygenase activity; oxidoreductase activity, acting on paired donors, with incorporation or reduction of molecular oxygen; iron ion binding. The coding region runs from base 33 to 1613 and encodes 526 amino acids. The transcript has 5 exons.